CAUCGCUGAAUCUUCUGACGAUUUUGCAAGAUCACAGUAGACCGACUUGACGACAUCAGCGCAGACUCAAGUACCCGAGAUAGGGCAGCGAUUUGAGUCGACACAUCCUUGCAGGUACGAGCGGGGCACCGCAUCAACUUUCACCCGUCGAUAUGACUUGAGUCCACGCCGAUCUUUAACACAGUACAAGCCCAACACAGCCCUCAAAAAUGUCUUUCCCGGUAGCCAAUUCGACUACAUCCUUCUGGCGAGGCGAGACUCAUCCGCUUGACGAUCAUCGAACAACUGAGAAGCUGCCAAGCGAGGUCGACGUUGUCAUCAUUGGAGCUGGAUAUGCUGGAGCUUCAAUAGCCUAUCAUCUGCUCGAGCAGGGCAGAGGAGCAUCGAAGCCUUUGUCAAUAGCGAUUCUCGAAGCCAGAGAGGCAUGUUCCGGAGCCACUGGACGAAACGGCGGUCACCUCAAGCCGGACCCAUACCACAGGGCUGCGGAUGCCUUGAAGAUUUACGGUAGAGAAGCCGCAGAAGAAGUGGCCGCUUUCGAAGCCCGUCAAAUUGGAGAGAUCAAGAAGUUGGUCGAGAAGGAGAAUGUCGACUGUGACUUUGUCAUGACAAGGGCCGCUGAUGUCUGCUUGUUCGAACAGGCCCACAGCGAGCUGAAGGAUGGGUUUGACCGUCUCAACGCGGCUGAUGUCUCGACGAUACAGAAUGUGUUCUACAGCGAUGGGAAGACGGCGGAAGGUGUUUCUGGCGUGAAAGGAGCAAAGGCUUGCUUCACAUACCCAACUGCACACAUGUGGCCGUACAAGCUUGUGCUUCACCUGCUCUCUCAAGCGGUGUCGAAAGGAGUAAACUUGCAAACACAUACGCCCGUACAGAAUGUGGUCCGGUCCGUUGGUUCAGGAUCUCCGAGAGCGUGGACCGUGAACACCCCGCGAGGUUCUGUCCAGGCUUCAAAGGUCAUAUAUGCCAGCAAUGCGUACACCUCUGCUCUACUACCCGAGUACAAGCAAGCCAUUGUCCCGGUUCGAGGAAUCUGUUGUCACAUCGUGCCGACGAAGAAGCCCGCACCGUUGCUUUCCAAUAGCUACAUGAUGAGGAUUGCUCCGGACGAAUUCGACUACCUCAUCCCUCGAACUGAUGGCAGUAUCAUCGUCGGAGGUGGACGUCGGGACUAUUAUCGUCACUUGAACGAGUGGUACGACGUCGCCGAUGACAGCAAGUUGAUCGAGCCGGCGAAGAAGUACUUUGACGGGUAUAUGCAGCGGCACUUCAACGGAUGGGAAGAUAGUGGAGCGUACACCAAUAAGAUCUGGACAGGCAUCAUGGGCUACUCAAGCGAUGGCUUCCCACACGUCGGCGAAGUACCUCAAAAGCCCGGCCAGUACAUCUGCGCCGGUUUCACGGGCCACGGCAUGCCUCAAAUCUUCCUCUCCGCGAAGGCGGUUGCCACGAUGGUCCUUGAAAACCUGCCGACCGAAAAGGCCGACGUUCCGAGACUUUACAAGACAACCUCCGCACGCCUGGCUUCGAAGCGAAAUGUGACAAUCGAGGACUGGGAGAAGUCUAUGAAAGUGGACAGGGCGAGGUUGUGAUCAACGGUCUCACGACCGAAUUGCGCCCAUGCGGCCAAAAGUUGCGAGAAAUGUGUAGCCCAAAUUGACCGCGUUCCUAUCCC
Molecule: messenger RNA, 1675 nt
Organism: Zymoseptoria tritici IPO323
Lineage: Eukaryota; Fungi; Ascomycota; Dothideomycetes; Mycosphaerellales; Mycosphaerellaceae
Exons: 6
Coding region: 210-1592 (460 amino acids)
Cellular component (GO): cytoplasm
Molecular function (GO): oxidoreductase activity
Source: RefSeq, a predicted model, not a curated record